GAUAGAAACAUGCUUGAUACUGUCGUUGCUAAGACUUUCAAUGCAAUGUACAGUCUCUAGUUUCGAAAACAACGUAAUUAAGGUAAAUGGUGAUACUAAAACAAUAAGUGGCUGCAUUUCACCUGAGACCAUUCAAUUUAACGGCACAAUUUCCAAUAUAGAUGUAAAAAAUCAAGAUAUUCAAGAUUUAAAUUACGGUGCAGUUCAGCGAAUCUCAAGCAACUUUCGUAUCGACUUUUCCAAUACCAACAUCAGGAGUAUAAGAGCAGGAGCCUUUUUGGAUCUUCCCCAACUUGCUGGAAUAACAGUCGUGGGCAACGAACUCUUCUGGAUUAAUGAAAAUGCAUUUCAAGAUUUACCGUGGUUAAAUAGAGUGGACCUGAGCUACAAUAAGAUCACCGAUGUGUCGCCGCGUGCUUUUAAUAAUCUUCCAAACUUAUAUAAUGUGUCUUUUUACGGAAAUAGAUUGGGACAUUUUGACCAAUCUUGGUUUUAUAAAACGCCCGAUCUUGGAAUACUCAGUUUGGCAUAUAAUCGCUUGCGUAGGAUUCCACAAGAUGCUUUUACCCACCUGCCCGCUAUUAGGGCCCUAUGGCUUAAUAGUAAUGAAAUACAGUUCAUCGAAAAAUACGCCUUUAAGGGAUUAAGAGAUUUGGAAGAUUUGGAUUUGUCUAGAAACAAAUUAAAAAGCUUUGCCUUCAAUUUCUACGCCCCUUCGAGUUUGCAUAAGGUUUACAUUGAAAAUAAUAACAUAACGUACAUAUCUGAUGAAGUGCUGGACGUAAUACGAUCCGCAUUAAUGUUGCUCACCAUAGAUGAUAAUCCUUUGCAAUGUGCAUGCCUGGAUAAAGUAAUGGAAUGGAGUGACGCCUUUAAUAUAAGGGUUCCACAGAAGGAAUUGCAAGGUUCCAGUCCCAUUUGUACAGUUCCAAAGACAAAUCCAAACCAGUGUCUUGAAAGAAGUGAUGAUGAUUUCCAAAAGGGAUUCUGGGUUGGUUUUGAACGCGCGCGAUGAUCUGGAAGAUUUUAAUUAAGAAUACGUUUUUUGGAACUGUGUCACUACUUUUUGCUUGUGUUGAUAAUAAAAGAUCUCUCGCUGCCA
Molecule: messenger RNA, 1102 nt
Organism: Photinus pyralis (common eastern firefly)
Lineage: Eukaryota; Metazoa; Arthropoda; Insecta; Coleoptera; Lampyridae
Product: carboxypeptidase N subunit 2-like
Exons: 1
Coding region: 41-1015 (324 amino acids)
Molecular function (GO): protein binding
Source: RefSeq, a predicted model, not a curated record